CCCGCGCGGCGGCCGCGCUUCCGCCGGCUAGGCGUCCCGGGCGCGCCUGGUUUGUUGGAAGGGAAGCAUUUAUUAGUCACCGCGCGGGGCUGCUUGUCUUUUCCCGGGUUCCGAGUCCGGCCGGAUCAGUGCGGAGGGACGAGGGGCAAGAGCUUCCUCGAAGCCGACAGCCAUGCUGGCCCCUUGAGUCACCACUGUGGGAGGCCACGGAGAGCCCACUCAUCGCGGGGUCUUGUGACAAAGGAAGGUAUGCCACCACCUUGACCGCGACCCUCACCAGGCCCGACAGUAGUCAGCUGCUGCUGUUUUCAGACGGACUCCAGGGGAGUCAGAAAAUUCUGCCAGGACGGGACAUCGGAUCGGGCUCCGUGUUCAACGUGAGACUUGAACUCGGGACCCUGAGAUCAAGAGUCGCACGCUCUACAGACUGAGCCAGCCAGGCGCCCCAAACAUGCUAUUUUAAAGCGUCCCCAGCGUGCGGGCAGGGGCGGUCUCCGGUCUGCUCGCCGCUGUGUCUCCAGCAUGCCCAGGUGUGAAAUGGCGUUGGUGUGCCACUUCGGGCUGAGCCCCGCCAGCCCCAGCUGCCACUCGUGCGAUGCGUCCUCAGCCCUCUCCGUCCUGCACAGCUCGCUGCAAAUCAUCGGUGGCCCUGCGAUGGUGUGACAGGCACCGGGUGGCAGGUCCCGCCCCACCUGUGACCUACAGCCUGGGGUGGCCAGACCGAGCCACUCACUCACUCGGGGGACUGGUCCAACGGCAUUCCACCUCCCGGGAUAAAACCUGGGGUGACCUGUGGGGAGCUCUGCACACAGCUCUCCCAGCCGCGCCCGCGCCCCCACCGGCCAUGGUGGUUUCCAGAAUUCCCCCGGCCCUGGGUGGAGGCUGUCUCGGGAUCCUAACCCCCCUUCUGCUUCUGGCUUCUGCAGCCUCCCUCCGUGCUGCCAGGAUACCUGCACCCCCAGCUUGUGGGAAGCCCCAGCGGCUGAACCGGAUCGUGGGCGGCGAGGACAGCACUGAUGCCGAGUGGCCCUGGGUCGUGAGCAUCCAGAAGAACGGAACCCACCACUGUGCAGGCUCCCUGCUCACCAGCCACUGGGUGGUCACUGCUGCCCACUGCUUCAAGGGCAACCUGAACAAGCCGUCCCAAUUCUCUGUGCUGCUGGGGGCCUGGCAGCUGGAGAGCCCUGGCCCCAGGUCCCAGCAGGUGGGUAUCGCCUGGGUGCAGUCCCACCCCGUGUAUUCCUGUAAAGAGGGCUCCCGUGCAGACAUCGCCCUGGUGCGUCUGGAGCACGCCAUCCACUUCUCUGAGCGAAUCCUGCCCAUCUGCCUGCCUGACUCCUCCGUCCGUCUCCCUCCGAACACCCGCUGCUGGAUUGCAGGCUGGGGAAGUAUCCGUGAUGGAGUGCCCCUGCCCCACCCCCAGACCCUGCAGAAACUGGAGGUUCCCAUCAUAGACUCGGAAGUCUGCAGCCGCCUCUACUGGCGGGGCGCUGGGCAGGGAGCCAUCACCGAGGACAUGCUGUGCGCUGGCUAUCUGGAGGGGCGGCGGGACGCCUGUCUGGGUGACUCCGGGGGCCCCCUGAUGUGCCAGGUCGAGGGCACCUGGCUGCUGGCGGGCAUCAUCAGCUGGGGCGAGGGCUGUGCCGAGCGCAACCGGCCCGGCGUCUACAUCAGCCUGGCCGCCCACCGCUCCUGGGUGAUGAGGCUCGUGCAAGGGGUGCAGCUCCGCGGGCACUCACAGGGGAGGGGGCCCGCAGGGGAAGGCGCGCCCUCCCCGAGGGGCCCGCGUUAGGGACCUGGGGAGACGCGGCGGCCACGCCGUUGUAAGUAAGCCAUCUGCCUCCGGGGGGCGCCCGCGUGCCGGCACCGAGCGGCCUCGCAGCCCGCCCGCCAGCGCGAGCGCCUCUGUGUGUAUGUAUAUACAUGUUAAUAAUUUUUACAGUUAUUUGUACCCCGCCCUCAUAUCUUAUUUAUUCCUCCAAUUUCAAUAAAUUAUUUAUUCCCCCGUU
Molecule: messenger RNA, 2009 nt
Organism: Acinonyx jubatus (cheetah)
Lineage: Eukaryota; Metazoa; Chordata; Mammalia; Carnivora; Felidae
Product: serine protease 22
Exons: 10
Coding region: 596-1792 (398 amino acids)
Biological process (GO): proteolysis
Molecular function (GO): serine-type endopeptidase activity
Source: RefSeq, a predicted model, not a curated record